Messenger RNA from Phragmites australis (common reed), 5812 nucleotides. RefSeq names its product pentatricopeptide repeat-containing protein At2g20540-like. The transcript has 2 exons. The coding region runs from base 344 to 1930 and encodes 528 amino acids. The record is from RefSeq and is a predicted model, not a curated record. Gene Ontology annotation, molecular function: RNA binding; protein binding. NCBI's taxonomy places the organism in Eukaryota, Viridiplantae, Streptophyta, Magnoliopsida, Poales, Poaceae. Gene Ontology annotation, biological process: RNA modification.
CUUUUUAAAAUAAUGCUAGAAGCUCUAUCUUUCCCUUAAGAAUGACGUGGAUGUGUUGGUUUGAGCCCGGACAAGAUUGGUGCUCCAUGACCCCACUUUAGCCCUUUGACCUCCGAGUCUACGACAGUUUUUGGUUUAAGAAAAAGAAAGCAAAAUGACAUGUUACUAUACAAGUGACAGGUCCUAGGUACAAACACCCAACAUCCUGAAUCACAAUGGAAAUGUUUGCAACCUCAGAAGUCAGAAGCGACAUGCUUGGAGUUGCUCGACUUGUACCGAGCCAUUCUUGGCAUUGGCAGCAGACAACCACCGAGCCAGAGGCCAGGCAGCCGGGGCGCGAGACAUGCCGAGCGACCCCGCACGCCGCGCUCCCCUCCUCCCGCCGAACCUGCCGCCUCACAUUCCCUACUCCCGCGAGCUGCAGCAGCGCCUCUACCUCCUCGCGCAGCACCUCCGCCGCGCGCGCUCCCCCUCCCCGUCCGCUGCCCGCCGCGCCCUCGACCAGCUCCACGCGCAGCUCGUCCUCAACGGCUUCACACACAAGCGCUUCCUCCUCGCCAAGCUCCUCUCCCUCGCCGCGGCCGCCGCCGACCUCCCCCGCGCCGAGUCCCUCUUCCACUCCGCAUCCCCGCACUACCCCGUUUCUCCGACCCUCGCCAACCUCCUCCUCCGCGCUGCCGCCUCGUCGGGCGCCACGCCCCGGGCCUUGCUCGCGCUCUUCUCCCGACUCGUGGGCCCUCACGGGCUGCGGCCCAACGCAUUCUCCUUCUCCACCCUCCUCGCCGCGCUCGCAGCCGCGGGCGCCGGGGUGCUCCCCCACGGCCGCGUCCUCCACGCACGCGCGCUCGUUGGCGGGGCACUCGCGUCCUCCGGCGGGCAUGUGAUGACCAGCCUCAUUGGCGUGUACGCGGCGUCCCAGCAGCUCAAGGACGCCCGGAAGGUGUUCGAUGAAAUGCCGGGCAGGACGGUGGUGGCGUGGAACUGCAUGCUCGCCGCGUACGUGCGGUGCGGGGAGGUGGACGCUGCGCUGCGGUUCUUUGGUCAUGAGAUGCCUGGGAGGGACGCAGUGGCGUGGACGACGGUGAUUGGGGGGUGCGCGAACGCCGGGAGGGCAGCAGAGGCGGUGGAGCUGUUCUGGGGAAUGAGGAAGGCGAGGGUUAAGGAUGACGCGGUGACGAUGGUUGCCUUGCUGACGGCGUGUGCGGAGCUGGGUGACCUGGAGCUUGGGCGGUGGGUGCAUGCCCGCGUGAACCAGGAAGGGUGGCAGCGGAGAACGGUGCUGCUGGACAAUGCACUCAUCCAUAUGUAUGUGAAGUGUGGCGCUGUGGAGGACGCGCUACGCAUGUUUCUUGUGAUGCCAAGGCGGAGUACUGUUUCAUGGACAACUAUGAUCUCAGGGCUAGCUAUGCAUGGUCGUGCCGAGGAGGCACUGGACUUGUUCCACAGAAUGCAGGAGCGUCCUGAUGGUGCCACGCUGCUCGCAGUUCUGCAGGCGUCCAGCCAUGCAGGGAGGAUUGAUGAUGGACAGAGAUACUUCGAGAGCAUGGAAAGAGUUUAUGGGAUUACUCCAGAUAUACAACACUACGGAUGCAUGAUUGAUAUGCUCUGCCGCAGGAGACGAUUGCACGAAGCACUUGAGCUUGUGGAGAAAAUGCCAUUUCGGCCCAACGAGAGUGUGUGGGGUGCACUACUGAGUGGGUGCAGGAGGGAAGGCAAUCUUGAGCUCGCAUCUAAAGUGACUGAUAGAUUGAUUGAGCUGCAGCCAGAACGUGCAGCCGGCCACCUUGUGCUGCUGUCAAACAUGUACGCUGGCGUUGGACAGUGGGAACAGGCUCAGAUGGUGAGGGAAAGAGUGGCUGCACUGAAUGCUGAGAAGCCUGCCGGAAGAAGCUGGGUGAAUCAAAACCAGUCCAGCAUAGUGGUAGCAUGACCUCAACUUAUUGAUCAGUGACUUACAAGUUUUCACAUAAAGUCUAUGUGCAGUAAGCAUCUGUACUUGAACAAGCGUUGCAAUUAUGUGAUCGUGAUCGUCAGGUGUUAAGCCUACAUCUUCACCGCCUUCUGGUCAACCUGUGAUAUUAUGCACCAUUAUUGCUCCUUUUCAGCAGGAUAGUUUCCACUGUCAUUCAAGAAGCUUAUUGCAUGUCCCAAUGCCAAUCGCGGCGGCAAGAUGCCACGCAGCGUGGAUAUAGGGAGUCUCUGGUAAGCAAUUGUCGGCAAUAAACAGCACGCCUUCCAACAGAGAUGACAUCUUAUGCAGGUUAUGUGCCAUCCUGAGCUCUGGUUUAAUUGAUGCCCUUCUUGCAAAGGAAACCUGCCAUUUAGAAAAUAGUUAGAUUUCCAAACAAAUUGGUCUGUUGAUCAUUGAAGUGGUUUCUUUUACCUAGAAAAAUAUGUCAGGUCAUUUAGGUCACUUGCCUCCAUCAAUCCUGUGCGGAUAGCUGAAACCAUCAAAGGCUGAAAUGGUAGGAGCAAUGUCGAUGCUGCCAUUAGUAAUCCCGGGUCCUCAUUCCUAAGUGCUCUCGUUAAACACUGCAUGAAACACAUGGUUGUCAUGAUGCGCAAGGUCUGCCAUUAGUAAUCUCGGGUACUCUAACUACGACGAUUAUCCUUUGUUCAAGAAACUAUGAUGAUUAUCCUCAAUGCAAGGAUAUGGCUUACCAGUGUAGUGGCAGGGUGGCAAAAAAAUCAAAUGUCCCUCUUCGCCUCGCACAAGCGGGUCUUUAUGCGGGGCUCUCUCUUCUCGUGUCGUCCGAAUAUUCUCGCCUGUCGGUCGAUCGAGCCCUCAUCUCGGCCUGCUAGGAAAUUUUAUACAUGUGUGGCCUAAAUCACGGGGGUGUCCAGAAAUCGUAUUUGGUAGGGCUGUGGAUCAGGACAACCCACGCCAAUCUACGCCAAACCGAGGAAAAAAGAAAAAUCCCCAUCGAGGUGUGGAACGGGAUGACUCUCGCGUCUGGCGUUGGAGGCCACGGCGCCCGUUGCUAGGAAAUUUUGUACAUGUGUGGCCUAAAUCAUGGGGGUGUCCAGAAAUCUCGGCCUGCUAUGAAAUUUCAUACAUGUGUGGCCUAAAUCACGAGGGUGUCCAGAAAUCGUAUUUGGUAGGGCUGUGGAUCAGGACAACCCACGCCAAUCCACGCCAAACCGUGGGAAAAAGAAAAAUCCCUAUCGAGGCGUGGAACGGGAUGACUCUCGCGUCUGGCACUGGAGGUUGCAGCGCCCGCUGCUCUCCUCCUCGAUCUGGCGGCUGAGGCGCUACUCCUCUCCUCGACUCUGGUAGCCUACUUGACUUCGUGCCGGACGUGGCCGACCUCUCGCUGGCCGACUCUGGUGGCUUCGUCAAGGCCCUCGGCGGUGCGCCCGCCAACUUCGCAUGCACCAUCUCCAAGCUUGGCAGUUCGUCCUCCUUCCUCGGCAAGGUACUAUACUAAUCCCAUAUCAUUUGCCUUCCUUGCCGGGCCACCUGCUAAUUUUGCUCGCACGUUCUGUUCUACUAGUAGUCCAACAGCACCGUACAGAUCUAUCGUGCUCGUGCUCGCGUCCUAGAUCCAUCCAUGCUUCGUUCAGUAGGCUUAGAUGCGGCGGAUCUGGGUCUGAUCGUGCUCCAGCCGGCGGAUCCUCGAGAUCUCAUUACGGCGAUGGCCACCAACGGAAAAUCUUUGCAGCUGUGGCGCCAUAUCAUUUGUUUCACGCUACCAGUGUGCUAUUGGGGACAAAACGAGCUGAACUGUUUGCUUUCGUCUCCGCGUGACCUCAUGCUUUCUUUUUGUUGCCUCCGCCUUGUUUUAUUAGCCGUAUCAUCCGUUCUAAUUCUAAUGUAUAUAUUUGUGUGUUUCUGCUUGGAUAGAUAAUAAAAUCAACCAGAUUUUUGUAUCUAGUUUAGAUUUUAAUCACCCUGGUAAUCUAAGAUUUUUAGGCGUUGAAGGUGGUUUUGCCUCUAACCUUUUUUUUUUUGGGAAAGGUUUGCCUCUAACCUCACGGAGCAGAGCAACAAAAAUUUGUCUGCCACUAGUGUGUGCCAUUGAAUUAUCGCUUCGUGUUUUAUUUGAAUGGUUCAAUAUCACUCGCAUAGGUUUUUGUUUUUACCAUGACCAACAUCAUUGUGUUGAGGCUUAGGAGUGUGCUUUUUCCCUGAGCAAUCUUGAUUUGGGUUAAAUUGUAGUUGAUAUUUAUUUUGUAGAAAAAUAGGUUUGAGAAUAGAUCGUCUAACCAGGAACAAGGAGGAGAUGAUGAUGAGACAAUAUUCUUUCUUUUGCCUGCUCUGCAUCUGUUGGGUACUAGUGGAGGGAGAGAGAAAAGACGAAGGCAUACAUCUAGGUUUCCUGGCAAGGAGUGUCUAAAGGAAAUACUUGAGGGACAAGAGAAGAAUUGCCUUGUUGCAUUCCGUAUGGAACUCAAUAUCUUUAGAGCGGUUGCAAACUUCCUUAGAAUAGAGAAUCUCUUACAUAACACAAGAGGAGUUCGAGUUGAGAAGAAAUUAGGUUUCUUCAUGUUCAUGUUGUCCCGUAAUGCAAGUUAUGAGGGCUUGCAAUAUGAAUUUUAGCACAGCGGAGAAACCAUCCGCUGGCAUAUUAAGGCAGUGUUUGAUAUAAUCCCAACUCUUACCUAUAGAUUUUUGAAGCCUAAUGUUGCAAUCGGAACUCACUGGAAGAUUAGCAGUGAUCCACGAUUCUUCCCUUACUUUGAGGUGAACAUUUUUACACUCUUGUGUUAGAUAUUUUUCUAUUUCUCCUAAAUAAUUCAGCUUAGUCAUAUGCAUGUUUCGUUCUUUCAAAAUUGCAUUGGAGCUAUCGAUGGCACACACAUUCAUAUUACCAUUUCUCAAGAAAAGGCUGCUCCUUAUAGGAAUAGAAAGGGUACAUUGGGCCAAAAAUGUCAUGCUAGCCUGCGAUUUUGACCUGAAAUUCACUUUCAUAUUAUGUGAUUGGGAAGGAUCUGCCACAGAUGCUAGGGUCCUUAGAUCUGCACUACUUGGAGGUUUUCAUGUUUCUCAUGGAAAAUUCUUUCUUAUCGAUGGUGGCUAUGCUAAUACACCAUCCUUCCUUGCACCCUAUCAUGGUGUCCAAUACCACUUGAAAGAGUUUGGUCAUGGUCACCAACGACCAAGAAACUACAAGGAGUUGUUCAAUCAUCGUCAUGCCAUAUUGCGGAAUCAUAUAGAGAGGACGAUUGGAGUUCUAAAGAAAUGCUUCCCUAUCUUAAAAGUAGGGACACUACAUCCCAUUAAGAACCAAGUGAAGAUACCAGCGGUAGCAACGGUAUUCCACAAUCUUAUCCGAAUGUACAAUGGGGAUGAUGGGUGGCUCAAUGACCAACCAGACAACAUAUCACCCGAAGAAUUUGUUGAUCUUCUCGAAGGAGACAAUGACUACAACAAUGAUGUGGUUUCACUCAGCAGUCAAAUAGAUAAUGGAAAUUCUGUUAGAGAUAUGAUUGCCAUGCAAAUGUGGGGCGAUUGUAGUCAUAACUAGUCAUGAUAUAUGGGUUUAUUUCUAUAUUUGCACUUUUUUAAAUUUAAGUUUCAGAUGCUUAUAUAAUUGUAAUAAACAAUCAGAUGUAAUUUUGUUUUCAAUGCAUUCAAUGAAAUAGUACAACCAUGUCAUUUGGAAGAGGUUCUCCAAAAUUCAACAUGAUGCAAGCUGCAUUUAUGCAAAAGAAGCUAUCGCCAAGUAGUGGUUGCCAACAUAAGAAGGGAGCUUCACCGAAAGUGGCAACCAUACGGAAGAAAAAGGUGUCAUCACAAAAAGUUAUUUGCUUUUGUUUUUGCCUUUUGCUUGAAAGUCCUUUCAUGUUUUCCAUAAGUAUUAUUUGAAUA